AUAUCAACCCGGCGCCUCCCUCUCCUGACAGUCUCUGCCCGUCUCGAGGCGAGUGAAUGAAUUCCUCCCAGUCUGUCUCCUUUCCCCGGUGAAGAUGGCCAAUCCGCCUCUGGAAGGCCGAAGCCUGGCGAUUUUCGUCACGGCGGCCGUGAUGGUCGGCCUGUCUGUUAUCACUGUCGCUAUGCGGUGCUUUGUGCGACUGUACAUCGUGCGCUCAUUUGGCUGGGACGAUGGACUCAUGGUUAUAGCGCUGGCGCUAUUCAUCGCAUUGAGCACGCUGUGCAUGCUGGGGCCUGAAGCCGGCAUUGGCCAUCGCAUGGUCGACUUCUCCGACCUGGACACACUGCAAAGAGCUCUAAUGCUAUGGUGGUUGGGCCAGAUGCUGUACCUCUGGUCGUCCGCCGUCGCCAAAGUCGCCAUUGCCUGGGCAUUGCUCCGCCUCGCAGUGCAUCGCCUCCACCGUGUCAUCCUAUGGAUUGUUAUCGUCAUCGUCAUCUGUAUCGGCCUUGUCUUCUGGGUUAUCCUGCUCUUCGACUGCCAACCCGUCUCGUACUUCUGGCAGCGGAUCAACCCGUUUGAGAAAGGAACGUGCAUGUCGACGAACAUCCUGCUCAUCGUUGCAUACGUGUACAGUGGGCUUACGAUCUGCUGUGACUUUACUUUGGGUUUACUCCCGGUUUGGUUUGUCUGGAAGUUGCAGAUGAACCGGCGCACCAAGGGCGUGUUGGCCGGUAUUCUCAGCUUGGGGGCUGUGGCAAGUAUUGGUGUCGUUAUCCGAAUGCCAUAUCUGCAGAACUACGCCGACACGGACUUCCUCUACUCCACAUACCAAAUCGCCAUCUGGUCGAUCAUGGAGACCGGACUCGCCAUUAUCGCCGGCAGCCUCAUCACCCUCCGUCCUCUCUUCCGCUGGUUCCUCGACGGAGCCUCGUCGUACCGCAACCGCAGCGACGGGAGAAAGAACAGCGGUGGAAAGUACGCGCUCUCCGUGAUUUCACCCAAGGAUUCCGGACAGACACCCGGCUCCAACAACCCGCACUACUGGCGCCCCGAUGUCAAUGCGAAUGACAAUAUGAUGGUGACUUCCGUGACGGCGUCGGCGGGCCAGCUCAGGGAGCACCCCAGCCAGGAAGCCCUCACCCCGGCGGCAGAUGGAUCAGGGCAUGAGCGGCAGAUGAGCAUUGAAAGGACCUUCAGGUGGUCGAGUGGAACGCGGGACUCGUGGUUUAAUCGCAAUAACUACCUCUAAUGCUGUAAUACGGUGGGAGUUCUGUGCUGGCCGUGGGCCCUAAUGACAUCACCAUGAUGCCGUCGUGUAUAUAACGUCUCGUCCUCCUGGUGAGGACUAAUAUACCAGU
This is a messenger RNA of Aspergillus versicolor CBS 583.65, 1358 nucleotides long. RefSeq lists its product as uncharacterized. NCBI's taxonomy places the organism in Eukaryota, Fungi, Ascomycota, Eurotiomycetes, Eurotiales, Aspergillaceae. The coding region runs from base 95 to 1249 and encodes 384 amino acids. The transcript is spliced from 5 exons. The record is from RefSeq and is a predicted model, not a curated record.